Lachnellula hyalina is the source of this 867-nucleotide messenger RNA. Its product is annotated as Centromere protein V. Lineage: Eukaryota; Fungi; Ascomycota; Leotiomycetes; Helotiales; Lachnaceae. Bases 1 to 867 code for a protein of 288 amino acids. Gene Ontology annotation, molecular function: carbon-sulfur lyase activity. The record is from RefSeq and is a predicted model, not a curated record. The transcript has 5 exons.
AUGGCAGAAUCAACUCUAGUUGAAUCAUCAGAGCUGAAGAUCUACCAUGGCAACUGCCACUGUGGCGCUAUCAAGUUCACGGUAAAGACCCCAGAAAUCCCUACAGUCGCGGAAUGCAACUGCAGUAUUUGCUUCAAGAAGGGCUACAAGCACUUAUUUCCCGGACCCGAAGCCUUUACUUUCAUCAGAGGUGAAGAGCUAUUGAAGGAUUAUGAAUUUGCUGGGAAAACUAUGCUUCAUCGUUUCUGCCCAACUUGCGGCACGCCAGUCAUGGGAAAGAGACGCAGCGCACCUCCUGGAAGUGACAUAUCGAUCAAUGCAAGAACAUUUAACGAUCUCGACAUCUGGUCCCUCCCCACCAAAACUUUCGACGGCAAAUCCCUUGAGCCUAAAUACAAACCAGCACCCUUCAACGGCCCCGAACCCACAGCCGAAAUCGAGGACAGCAAGAUAUAUACCGGUGGCUGCCACUGCGGUAACGUGACCAUGGCGCUCAAGACCAAAGACCCCAUCAGCGGCGGCCAUGAAGAUAUAGGGGAAUGCAACUGCAGUAUUUGCAUGCGCAACGGCACAAUACUCACCUACCCCCAAAUUCUCCAAGUCUCCAUUUCCACGCAAGAUCCUAGCCAAGUCAAAGCAUAUAUUUUCGGCCGCAGUUUCCAGGAACAUACGUUUUGUGGAAUUUGUGGUGUUAGUUUGUAUCUGAAGCGGAUUUUGGGGAGUAAUAUGGGUGCGAAAAAUAGGUUGGAGUGGGAGAAGGGGUUGCCGGUUAAUUUGAGGUGUUUUGAUGGGCUGGAGUGGGAUGAGGUGAAGGUUAAGAAGGGUGAGUGGAAGAGUCUUGGAGGGGAGUAUGUUGUUCCUGCUUAA